AAACAGAUUAUGUAAUAUAAAUGUUUUGCUUAGGUACACUACUACAUUUCUAAAUGUAAAACCGGUUUGACUACUUCAACUUGAGCAACUUAAUUGCACUGUUUUCAUCAUUUAAAAUCAGUGAUUGCUUGACAUCGUUUGAGGUCUAAAGCAGUAAAUAAUUGUGCAAUAUGUAUAGAAAUUUUAAAAUAAUUUUCAGAGUUCAAGAUAUCAAAUGGAAUAUCUGCAGGACAGUAAAUUCUUUGACUGUUCAUAUAAAACCUGAAUUGGCAGCAAUAGUACAAGCUGGUACAUGGAAAAACGAGCGUAUAAUUGCUUCACCUCAAAGAACAAGAAUCACUCUAUCAAAUGGGAAGAAGGCGCUCAAUUUUUGUGCGAACAAUUAUCUAGGUCUUGCGGAUAACAAGGAUAUUAUUAAUGCGGCGAAAAUUUCCUUGGAUAAAUACGGUGCCGGUUUGAGUUCUGUGAGAUUUAUAUGUGGAACGCAGGAAAUACAUGUUGAAUUAGAAAAGAAGAUUUCCACGUUUCACGGCAAGGAAGACACGAUACUUUACGCAUCUUGCUUUGACGCGAAUGCUGGUAUUUUUGAGACUCUAUUAACUGCUGACGAUGCUGUGUUAAGUGAUGAAUUAAAUCAUGCAUCUAUUAUUGAUGGAAUACGUCUGUGCAAAGCGAAGAAAUACAGAUACUAUCACAGAGAUAUGACGGAUUUGGAAAGUAAAUUGCAAGAAAGCAAAACAGCACGUUUACGCCUUAUAGCAACUGAUGGAGUAUUCUCUAUGGAUGGUACUGUUACACCAUUGCCAAAAAUAAUCGAACUUGCCAAAAAGUAUGAUGCUAUUACAUUUGUAGAUGAUUGUCAUGCUACUGGAUUUUUUGGAAAAACUGGCAGAGGUACAGAAGACUAUUUCGGCUAUCUGGGUAGUAUCGAUAUCAUCAAUUCUACAUUAGGAAAAGCUCUUGGAGGAGCAGCAGGUGGUUAUACGACUAGUAAAAGGAGGUUUCAGUUUGUUAAGACAAAAAGCAGACCGUAUCUGUUUUCAAAUUCAAUUCCCCCGCCUGUAGUUGCAUCAGCAAUUAAGGUAAUGGAUCUUAUAACGGAUAGCACGAGAUUUUUGGAUCGUUUAGCAGGCAAUACUGAAUAUUUUAGAAAUGCAAUGACCAAAGCUGGUUUUAUUAUUAGCGGUGAUAAUCAUCCUAUUUGUCCUGUUAUGCUAGGUGAUGCAAAAUUGGCAACAAAAUUUGCAGAUAAAAUGAUGGAAAAGGGAAUUUACGUUAUUGGAUUCAGUUAUCCUGUAGUACCAAAAGACAAAGCAAGAAUACGUGUUCAAAUUAGCGCAGCACAUUCGAUCGAUGAUAUAAACCAUGCUGUGAACGCUUUUAUACAAAUUGGAAAAGAACUUGCAGUGAUUAAAUAAGUAUGUUUUUAAUGAUAUAAAAGUAAGUGCGUAUGAUUGAUGUACAUUUUUCUAAUAUGCAUUUUUCCGUAUGUGUAUAUACAUAUAUGUAUAUACAUAUUCUACAUAUAUGUAUAUACAUAUUCUACAUAUUCUGUCACAUAAGCUAACUUGUAUAAUACAAAUUAAUAUUGCAAAUACAUAGUGCGCACAAUGCAACACUGAAUUUAUUAACAUGUGCAAUAAGAAACAUCGAGAAGUAUAAUAAAAGUUUAGCUUUUUUUAUACAAAUUUCUAACACGAGGUUGCAAGUGUAUAAAACUUCGAAUUCGAGAUAUAAAGUAUAUAUUGUAUUAUUAAUCAUUAAUUACAUAAAUGCUAAGGCUUGUAUGGUUUAA
Nylanderia fulva is the source of this 1795-nucleotide messenger RNA. RefSeq names its product Glycine C-acetyltransferase (gene Gcat). Lineage: Eukaryota; Metazoa; Arthropoda; Insecta; Hymenoptera; Formicidae. Gene Ontology annotation, biological process: biosynthetic process; L-threonine catabolic process. The record is from RefSeq and is a predicted model, not a curated record. Gene Ontology annotation, molecular function: glycine C-acetyltransferase activity; pyridoxal phosphate binding. Gene Ontology annotation, cellular component: mitochondrion.